Photinus pyralis (common eastern firefly) is the source of this 1650-nucleotide messenger RNA. RefSeq names its product homogentisate 1,2-dioxygenase-like. The coding region runs from base 249 to 1559 and encodes 436 amino acids. Gene Ontology annotation, molecular function: homogentisate 1,2-dioxygenase activity. The transcript is spliced from 6 exons. NCBI's taxonomy places the organism in Eukaryota, Metazoa, Arthropoda, Insecta, Coleoptera, Lampyridae. Gene Ontology annotation, biological process: L-phenylalanine catabolic process. Gene Ontology annotation, cellular component: cytoplasm. The record is from RefSeq and is a predicted model, not a curated record.
CAGCGGGAUACUGACUUCAAAUUACCAAUUGGAAAAAAUCAUUGAACUUUGGCGGGUUAAAGUUGUACUCAAUUGUGAAACAUUUGAACACGAUAAGUAAGGUAUAUACCAAUUCUUUGGAAUUACAUACAAACAGGUUUGAAGUUAUGCGUUCGAAAUAAAAAAUUUGUGAUAAACAUUAUGUUAAUUAAAAAUAGUUGUUUAUUUCCACUGGUGUAGUCAAGUCGAAUUGCCACACCAUUUUUACAAUGGACGACUUGAAGUACAUGAGCGGUUUUGGAUCGGAAUUCAAAUCCGAAGAUCCAAGAUGUCCGCAGUCCUUGCCGAAGGGGCAGAACAGCCCGCAGAAAUGUCCAUAUGGCUUGUACGCAGAACAGCUUUCCGGAACGGCGUUCACCGCGCCCAGAUUAGAAAACAGGCGCUCCUGGUUUUAUCGCAUUCGCCCUUCGAUCGGGCACGACCCCUUCAAACCCUUUUCCAAUAGCAACGUGCGAUGUAAUUGGGACCAACAGGAGCCCGAUCCUAAUCAGAUGAGAUGGAUGCCCUUUGAUCUGCCCAAAUCAAAUGAGAAGAGGGAUUUCGUUGAAGGCUUGAACACAAUCUGCGGUAGUGGAGAGAUUAAGGGCAAAAAUGGGUUGGCGAUUCACGUUUACGUUUGCAACGUCUCCAUGAACAACCGAGCAUUUUACAAUGCCGACGGCGACUUUUUAAUUGUGCCCCAGAAAGGAACGUUAAAAGUUACCACGGAAUUUGGAAAGCUCCAAGUGAGGCCUAACGAGAUUGUGGUAAUUCAGCAGGGUAUGCGAUUCUCGAUUGAUAUCGAUGAACCAUCGCGUGGGUACAUCCUGGAGGUGUUCGGGAGACAUUUCUGCCUACCCGACUUGGGCCCAAUUGGUGCCAACGGUUUGGCCAACGCUCGCGAUUUCUUAACCCCCGUCGCCUGGUACGAAGAUCGCGACGUGCAGUAUGAGAUUAUUGGAAAGUAUCAGGGCAAACUGUUCGUCUGUAACCAAGACCAUAGUCCUUUCGACGUAGUUGCUUGGUUUGGAAAUUACGUACCGUAUAAAUACGACCUGGCAAACUUCAUGGUGAUUAACUCGGUCACGUUCGAUCAUUGUGAUCCGUCCAUAUUCACCCUGCUCACCUGUCAGUCGGAAAUGAAGGGGACGGCAAUUGCCGAUUUCGUAAUAUUUCCACCGCGUUGGUCGGUUCAGGAGCAUACAUUCAGACCGCCCUACUACCAUCGAAACUGCAUGUCGGAAUUUAUGGGUUUGAUUUUCGGCAAUUACGAGGCAAAGGCCGAAGGGUUCCAGCCCGGAGGUGCCACUCUGCAUAGCACCAUGACUCCGCACGGCCCCGAUGCGCAAUGCUUCGAGAUGGCCUUUAAUGAAGAAUUAAAACCAAAAAGAGUAGCUGAAGGGACUAUGGCGUUUAUGUUUGAAACUUGCAUGGAGUUAGCCGUCACCGAGUGGGGUGCCAAAACGUGCCAAAAGUUGGAUUUGGAGUACUACAAAUGCUGGAAAAAUAUCAAGAAGCACUUUACCGGACCCGCCCAUUGAUUAAACACCUAUAUUGUUUAUAAUUGCCUACGUUUUAUAAUUUUUUAUUACUUAAUUGUUUGUUUAUUCGCUAUUAUUAAUUAAUCCUGUU